Messenger RNA from Mus musculus (house mouse), 1415 nucleotides. Its product is annotated as Riken cDNA A530021J07 gene. The transcript has 5 exons. The coding region runs from base 175 to 588 and encodes 137 amino acids. The record is from RefSeq and is marked validated. NCBI's taxonomy places the organism in Eukaryota, Metazoa, Chordata, Mammalia, Rodentia, Muridae.
GAGACAAACAUCUUUAAAAAAGCGUAGACAUCUGGUUCAGCUCCUGUUUCAGAGGUUUCAGCACUGAUCAUUUGGAUUUGCUUUAGCCUGCAGCAGCACAGGCUGGGUGGUGUGGGGUAAAUAUGUUCUUCUCUCGGUAGACUUGGCUGUGAUGUGUCUGUCUUCUUGUGUACCAUGGACUCUGCCUCUGUGGACCAGAAAGUACUUGUUCAAAAACUUUGUCUCUGCUUGGAGGAACACAGGCACACACAUCAAAAGGACAAAGAAACUCAUAGGAGUCAGUUCUCUCCUUCUACUAUGUGGAUUCUGAGGCUUGAACUCAGGUCAUCAGGCAGCAGCCGCCACAGCUUCCAGCCAGCCACACAGUUGGGAGACAAUGAACCAACAGACUCUACAAGCUGGUGGCAGGAAUUGGAAGGUGGUGGAACCUUUGAAAGAUGGUGGCAGCAGAGCAAGAAGAACAAAACCCUUGAAGAUCUGGACAGGUCUCUGCUGCCUGACCCACCAGAAUGGGAACGGCUUCUACCACCCAGCCCUGUGGCCGUGAAAUCUGACCUCCUGCUCUUCCUCCCCUGUCACAAUGGAUGAAACCAAGAACCAGAGUUGGCAGAGACUCUGUUCUUUACAACUAUUCAUCCAUCAGGCUACCAAAGACCCCACUGUCCCACGUUGUCUGGCUCCCAUAGUCUUCACAAUUACUGCAGAAGAAGGGAGGAGAGGAGAGGAAAGAACUAGGCACCAGCUUUUUAUGUCUCCAGCCAGAAAUGAUAGAGAUCACUUCUGUACACACUUUGUUGGCUAAAACUAACUGCUUGAUCCUAAUCCCACCCAGUUCCAAGGAAACAGAAGAGACAGCUUUCUACUCCCAAAAAGGACAGAAGGAAUGUGUCUUCUCAAGUACAGGCAAUACUGCCCAAGCCUGGCUUAUUUGUGCAUAUAAACCUACAGUUAACACCCUGCCAUUUGUCAUGGGUGUCCUUCCAUGGCUAUUUCUAUUUCUUGUAAGUAGCCAUAUAGCUUAUAGUUGUCAUUGUUAAGUCAAAUCGUGUUGUGCUAGAAUAAUUCCUUACCAUUUAAUGGCUAAUUAUGAGAUCAAUUUGAUUUUAUGAUAAAAUUUUAAGCAAAAGCUUUGCAUGGUUUUUGAAUUAUUGCAUUAUUAUCUUGUUUUACUUCAAAGAGAAAGUUUCUGUGAAAAGUGGGCAUACUAAAAAUGUUCCAUAUCCCUUUGCAAAACUCCCUUCGCUCUCCAGACCUAAAGAACCCUGAGGACGGUGGGACGCAUGCUCAUUUUCCUGUGCUGUUCUUAGGAUGGAAUAUUAAACACCCCUGCUAAUAAAAUUAAUACAAAAUUGUGCUUGUUUUAAUUGCUCUGUUGUCUUUAAUCACAAUAAAGAGAAAUACAAUGUAUUUAUUAG